Messenger RNA from Vigna umbellata (rice bean), 2994 nucleotides. The record is from RefSeq and is a predicted model, not a curated record. Lineage: Eukaryota; Viridiplantae; Streptophyta; Magnoliopsida; Fabales; Fabaceae.
UUAGUUUGUUGAUUUAUUAAUAAUGUCAAAGGUGGAAGCUUCAAAUUUCAUAGGGAAACUACCCGUUUGUGUCUUUGCAAGGUCGUUGGCCGUUGGCCCUUGUAGCUGCUUCGAACAUCAUGUCAUGUCGCUAACAUAACUUUUCCUUCCACCCUUUUUCGAUGCUUUUACUCCUCCAUUAGACCCUCUCUUUCCUCUUCUCCCUCUCUCACACAUUUUCUGAGCUACUGUCUGUGUAAUCAAUAGUUUCAAGAGUGGAGUGGUAUAGCUUAUACUGCUACCCUGUGUUUAUAUUCAGGGGAAUGAGAAGAAGUUGCUAAGCUUGGAAAACUGGUCAUUUUUGCUUUGAAGUUGAACGUGUGAUGGAGUUUCCUUUCCUUUAUCGUUUGAAUGUUUGGAGAGCAUGUGCAAAUAUGCGAGUUUGGACCCUUUUCUUACUCCUGCUGCUACUGGAGACUGGUAUUGUGUGUUCUAAUUCUGACUACUUGGUUGGUCUUGGAAGUUAUGACAUUACAGGCCCCGCUGCUGAUGUUAACAUGAUGGGGUAUGCUAACACCGGACAGACAGCUUCCGGAAUUCACUUCAGGCUACGGGCUCGUGCUUUCAUUGUUGCAGAGCCAAAGGGGAAGAGGGUAGUGUUUGUGAACCUUGAUGCUUGCAUGGCUUCACAGAUUGUGAAAAUCAAACUAAUUGAGAGGUUAAAAGAAAGAUAUGGUGAUCUAUAUACUGAAAAUAAUGUAGCCAUUAGUGGAAUUCACACUCAUGCUGGUCCUGGGGGUUAUCUCCAAUAUGUUGUGUACAUUAUAACUUCUUUUGGAUUUGUGCAUCAGUCCUUUGAUGUCAUUGUCGAUGGCAUUGAAAAAUGUAUUAUCCAGGCCCAUGAAAAUCUCCGCCCAGGAUCAAUAUUUGUCAAUAAGGGAGAACUCUUGGAUGCUGGUGUAAAUCGCAGUCCCAGUGCUUAUCUAAAUAAUCCUGCUGCAGAGAGAAGAAAUUAUAAGUAUAAUGUUGAUAAAGAAAUGACUCUUUUAAAAUUUGUUGAUGAUGAAUGGGGACCUGUUGGAUCCUUCAAUUGGUUUCCUACUCAUGGAACAUCAAUGAGUCGGACAAACUCAUUAAUUAGUGGGGAUAAUAAAGGCGCAGCUGCACGUUUCAUGGAAGAUUGGUUUGAGCAAAAGGGUUAUGAAAAAACUGAUUCUGCUAAAAUUGAAGAUGGCGGUUUGCCACGAAAAAUAUCAAAUAUAAUUCCUGGCCUUCACAAUAACAAGCAUGAAUUACUUGAAAUUGCUACCUCCUUUCAGUCUUCUCCUGGUAUAUCAGCAACGAAAACAUCAAGUGUUUCUAAACGUGUGAGAGCUGCUCAUAGGAAGGAUGGCAAACCUAGAUUUGUGUCUGCAUUCUGCCAAUCAAAUUGUGGAGAUGUUAGUCCAAAUGUGCUUGGAGCAUUUUGUAUAGAUACUGGAUUACCUUGUGACUUCAAUCAUAGUACAUGUGGAGGCAAGAAUGAAUUAUGUUAUAGCCGAGGACCUGGCUACCCAGAUGAAUUUGAAAGUACACGCAUUAUUGGAGAAAGACAAUUUAGAAAAGCAGUAGAUCUUUUUAAUACUGUGGAUGAAGAGAUUGAGGGGGAGGUUGAUUUUCGACAUACCUAUAUAGAUUUCUCCCAACUUGAGGUGACCGUUUCCAAUGAAGGAGAUUCUGAGGUUGUAAAGACAUGCCCUGCUGCAAUGGGGUUCGCAUUUGCAGCAGGAACAACAGAUGGACCUGGAGCUUUUGAUUUUACACAAGGUGAUGAUAAGGUAAUCAUUCUUUCAUACUGCAUUCUCCUAGACAGUAAUCUUAAAUACUUGUUAUGGUGUAUGCUCAUUAUUUGUUUUGAUAUGUGUCAGGGAAAUCCUUUCUGGAAGCUGGUGCGUGACUUGCUCAAGACACCAACCAAGGAACAGAUUGACUGUCAUCAACCCAAACCCAUUUUGCUAGAUACUGGUGAAAUGAAGAAACCGUAUGAUUGGGCUCCUUCAAUACUUCCGAUUCAGAUCAUUCGAAUUGGGCAAUUGGUCCUUCUUUGUGUACCAGGAGAAUUCACAACAAUGGCUGGGAGGCGUCUUCGAGAUGCAGUGAAGACAGUGCUAACUAGUGAAGAAGAUUUUGACUUCGAUGACAUUUACAUUGUUAUAGCAGGGUUAUCUAACACCUAUUCACAGUACGUCACUACAUAUGAAGAGUACCAGGUGCAGAGAUACGAGGGUGCUUCUACACUAUAUGGUCCCCACACACUGAGUGCAUACAUUCAGGAGUUUAAGAAACUUGCAGUGGCCCUCAUCAACGAUGAACCAGUAGAACAUGGACCUCAACCCCCUGAUCUCUUUGAGAAGCAAAUAGGCUUGCUUCCACCAGUUGUGGUGGAUGGAAUUCCCCUUGGAGUAAAUUUUGGGGAUGUUUGUGCUGAUGUGCCACAGAACUCAAGCUUCAAAAGUGGUGAGAUGGUGACUGCUUCAUUUUGGUCUGCUUGUCCUCGCAAUGAUCUUAUGACUGAAGGCACCUUUGCACUGGUGGAGUUUCUCCAAGAAAAGGAUGAUUGGAUUCCUGCAUAUGAUGAUGAUGAUUUCUGUCUACGCUAUAAGUGGUCAAGGCCUUACAAACUCAGUUCAAGGAGUAGAGCAACAUUGGAGUGGAGGAUACCAGAGGGUGUGACUCCUGGUGUAUACAGAUUUAGACAUUUUGGUGCAGCAAAAGGUUUAUUUGGAUCAAUUCAUCACUUUACAGCUUUAUCCAGUGCCUUUGUAGUAACAUAAACUAAAGGGAGGCAUAUUCUUGCUUGCAGACGAUACUAUAGUUAUGAUUUGUCUUGCUGAACUUUAACAGAAUCCCUUCAAUCCUAAUGAAGGUUGAUAUGAUCACCUUUAUGCUUUUUCCCUCAAAUUCUGCAGCUAACCUUAAUUUUUAUACCAUAUCUCUGGUAUAAAAGGUAUUAUCAGCAAUGUAUAAUGUAACAUA